UUUCAUUUUCACUCGUAACUGUCUGUUCUGUUGUGUGUGUUUGUUAUUCUCACCCAAAAGAAAAGAAAAAAAGCACAAUUGAGUUGAGUUUAAUGGCUGCCGCCGGCGAAGUUUUCAGGCAGAAUUUUACUGAGAUGUUCGAGGAGUCACCUUCCGGUGCAGACGAGCUGCACGUUCUUGCUGUUGAUGACAGCCUCGUCGAUCGCAAGUUAAUUGAACGCUUGCUCAAGAUUUCUUCUUGCAAAGUGACGGUUGUAGAGAGUGGAACACGAGCUCUUCAGUAUUUGGGAUUGGACGGAGAGAAGGGUUCUCUAGGGCUUGAUGUAAGAAAAUCUUGCUUUUGGAUUCUUAACUGUGAUUCGAUGAUGAUGUUAGUUGCGUGGAAAUGGUGGUUGCUAACGUUUUUGUUUGAUUGGUUACGGUUGCAGGGUGUGAAGGUUAAUCUGAUAAUGACGGAUUAUUCCAUGCCGGGGAUGACUGGAUAUGAACUACUCAAGAAAAUCAAGGAGUCUUCUGUUUUUAGAGAGAUUCCAGUGGUGGUCAUGUCGUCGGAGAAUAUCUUGACUCGAAUUGAUAAGUGCCUGGAGGAAGGAGCAGAGGAGUUUCUGUUGAAGCCCGUCAAGUUGUCAGAUGUAACACGCCUAAAAGAUUUCAUCAUGAGAGGUGAAAUGAAAGAAAGCGAGAAAGGAUCUCCCAAAAGAAGACGAUCAGAUGAUGAUUGCAGUCCAUCUUUAUCAACUAUGUUCUCACCAAUGUCUCAUCCAUGCGAUCCAUCAUCAGUAAUUUCACCAUUAUCACCAUCCACAUUAUUAUCCUCAAAGAAGUCUAGAUUGUGAUCAGAGAUUGAUCUUGGGCCCUAUAUAUGUCUCCAUUUUUGCUACACCAAUGGUCAUAUCAAAAGCAUGUAGUGUGCUUUGCUAUUGUUCACAAAUCUAUACAGUUAGUACUCGUAUUAGGAAUGAGAACCCCUCCCUUUUUUUUUUUUGGCAGCUGAUUUCUUUGCUGACUUUGCUUCUGAACAGAUCAAUUUUUUUGAAAAAUUAAAAAACAGGGUGUUGUUUUGACCAAUAUUUUUUUAAUUG
Molecule: messenger RNA, 1082 nt
Organism: Gastrolobium bilobum
Lineage: Eukaryota; Viridiplantae; Streptophyta; Magnoliopsida; Fabales; Fabaceae
Product: two-component response regulator ARR5-like
Exons: 4
Coding region: 93-836 (247 amino acids)
Biological process (GO): phosphorelay signal transduction system; cytokinin-activated signaling pathway
Source: RefSeq, a predicted model, not a curated record